Messenger RNA from Haemorhous mexicanus (house finch), 2905 nucleotides. RefSeq names its product ring finger protein 212 (gene RNF212). The coding region runs from base 116 to 1024 and encodes 302 amino acids. Gene Ontology annotation, cellular component: synaptonemal complex. NCBI's taxonomy places the organism in Eukaryota, Metazoa, Chordata, Aves, Passeriformes, Fringillidae. The record is from RefSeq and is a predicted model, not a curated record. Gene Ontology annotation, biological process: reciprocal meiotic recombination; protein sumoylation; homologous chromosome pairing at meiosis. The transcript has 12 exons. Gene Ontology annotation, molecular function: SUMO transferase activity.
AGGGCCGCCUCAGCGGGCGGGACAUGGCGGGGACGCGCCCGCGGCGCUCGGCCUGAGGACGAGCGGCUCUGCCCCAGCCCCGGGCCGCCACCGGGCCGUCCUGCCCCGCUGCCCCAUGGCCAUGCACGUCUCCUGCAACUCCUGCCUGUGCGAGCCCCGCACCCCCACGCCGCGGUUCUGCCUCACCAGCUGCGGCCACGUUUUCUGUGAGGUUUGCCUGCAGAAAGGCAAACAAGAUGAAUGUUUGGUCUGCAGGAGUGCUUGUCGUACCUUAAUCCUUUCAAAAGAGACAAGUCCUGAUAUUCAAUCACUGUUCAUGCCAAUAGAUGUGUUAAACAAGAAAUAUUCAAAAGAAAUAUCACAGAUUUCAGAAUUUCAAGAAAAAUAUCGUAAGCGUUUAUUAAAAUACCACAAACAAAAGAUAGCAAAGCUGGAAGAGUCUCUCAAGAAAGUAACACAACAAAUUCAACAGAUACAAUGUAUGAAACCUUCUGAAAAAACUACACCACUGCCAUUUUCCAGUACGAGCAGAAAUCCAUCCAUUCCUUCAAGAAAACAGAAUGUUUAUUCUUCAUAUUCUCUUCAUUCAAGUCGUCCUUCCACUUCUGAAACGAUGGAGGCAAUGGAGAUUGAUCCUGUACCUUCACCAAUGAGGAAACUAGAGACACCAACUGGUCCAGCAAGAUUAUCAGUAAUAACUCCACCACAGGAUGGACGUAUGGGGUGUGUAUCCUACAGGAGUUCUCAGAUAGCUCGAAUAAAGCCAAGUCAGAGUAUUGGAACAGAAUCUACAAGAUCCACCCCUGUGCUGAGAUUACCACAUAGUUCUUGUCCAUCAUCAUCUGGAUCCCAAAGCAGUCAAAGGGGAUCAUGGGCUAAUUCUGAUUUCAGAACCCCUCAGCUAUAUCCAUUUACAUCACCUUCCCCACAGCUGCCUCUGUCCAGGCAGCCAAUCACCAUCUCUGCACUUCUGCAAAGACAACAAGGAUCAACUAAUAUAGGAGGACGUUCAGCAGAGAGAUGAGCAAACAUCUGUGAAUUGUUUUGGUUAAGAAGCAUCUGGAGAAGCACUGCAUAGUCUCUGGAUAUCCAAGUAUUUGUAACUUCCACAUUAUGGCAAAUUGGCACAAACCAGCAAAUAGUUCAGCACGAAUACUGUAUUUAAAACAUCACUGAUCUUUCUGAUUAACAUUUACUGAAGUUUUAGAUGGGAGUGCAAAAUCCUCUUGUUUUUCAAAAUUCUGGCUUCAAAUAUAUUGCAUAAAUAAGUCCUUCAUUACCUAAGUGUUGAGGCAAAAUGUGAUUAUAUGUUGCAUGAGCAUUUUUUUUGCUAUGAAUGCAUUGAGCUGCAGGGUAAAUAAUUGUGCCUGUACAGUAUUAUAGAUUGACCUUAAUCCUAAAAAAAAAGAAAUUUCUUUAUGGAUUUUUGAUUCAGAAUUCCAAAGUUAAGUUCUUACUCAAUGCAUCUCCUUUGUUUGCACUCUUGAAAAGGGGUGAGUUUUGAGGGAUAUGACAUUCUAGCAGGCUCUGCUGGGCUCAGAACACAGUAUCUGUUCCAUAUUUGUAAAAGUUCACCAUUUGAUUUAGGUAGCAAGGAUUUCUUCCCAAAAUGGAAUUAAAUGGGGGAACUGGAAUGAAGAGACGAAACACAGUGAAGAGUACUUUUACUUUUGCACAAGAGUAGCAACUGGAGACUCUGAAUGAAGGGUGCCAGAAUUUUCUUUUCUGAGAACAACUCUGAAAUUCAUAUGCCCUCCGUAUGUGGCAUAAUUUUGGUAUGACUGAGUCACCAAAUGCCUUUAUUUUGUUUUGACCCCAACUUUACCUGGACUGUUUUAAGUAAAUUAAAACUAAAAGCUGGUGUGUUUUUUUGGGAUAAAGUUUCCUGAACAUAUAUAUAUGAUAACUUUCUUUUGAGUUGAAGUGUUUUACUUUUCAUUUCACAAGUGGAUGGGAGAGAGAAGACUUAAUGAAAGGUUCAGGAGUUGAGAUGAGAACUGUAAGAGGUCAUUGACCAAAUACCAUCAUGGUCAAACCACACUCAACUUGAGGAUAAUAAUUGAAUUUAUUAGUAAGAAAAUCACAGCAAGUUAAUAAGAAGUAAAAUUAAUAUUAAGAAAACUUUCCUCCCCACCCCUCCCUCCUUCCCAACUCUACCUCCACCCCGAGAAGGGCAUGGAGUCAGAGAAAGGGAGUUACAAUCAGUUCAUCACAGGUUUCUUCCACUGCUCUUGGAGAAAGGUCCUUGCCCUGCUCCAGCAUGGGAAUUUCACAUUUGUCUUAUUUCACUGUAUAGCUGCCUUUACUUUUUUUUUUUUUUUUGCCAUGGGAAAGUUCGUAGAUUUUCUCCUCCUUGGUAUUCUUAUACUUCGGAGUUUAGCUGGGAUCUCAAAGUCAACUUCCUUCCAAGCAAACUUCCAGUCCAAAGAUUUAGUUUUACAGUGCUACAGACAUGUUCAAAUAGAGGUAGUGAAACUCUUAAAGAAAUUCAACUCUCCUUUAGUUCCAGAUGAGCUUCAAUAGCUUGAAAAGUGAGGCUGGUAAGAAAUUAUUGCAAGAUUUGACAUUAUUUGUGCCCCAGUGGUUUUCUGUUUGUUUGCAUCCCAAGAAGGGAUUCUCUCUAAUCUUUCAUCACACUGCAGUGUUGUCAUCCAAGUCUGUGAAGUCAUACUGUAGCUUUUAUAAUUGCUAGAAGAUGCAUUUUGCAGCCACAUGGAAUACUUUGCUUUUACUGGUUUUGUUCCUCUUCCAUCCCACUCCACAAACCCUCAUUAAUUGCAGAAUUGAGAUUCGUGAAGCUGAAAAUUUGUGUGUAUAAAUGAGCCCUGUCUGAAAGAAUUUGUGUAGAAAAGAGUCAUACAUGCUAGAUCUACAAGAGUCACAAUAAAAAAGAAUCACCCUGUCA